AUGACGAUUGAAGUUACGGAUCUCAAAGAGGCGGAUAUUCCAGGGGCAGUUAAAGCAGUGCAACAAGCAUUCAGCGGCGACCCGUACAAUGUCUGGGUAUACGAUCAAUCAAAGUUCAACCAGCAACGAAACUACGAGUCCCUAGCUCUGCGUAUGAGAUGGGGCAUGCGCAACGGCAUCUUCCACGUCGCAAAAGAACAAGGCAGUGAUGAGGUCCUCGGCGUAGCAAUGUGGCUUCCUCCACAGCCCGCCGACGCGCCGCCGACGUGGAAUGAUUGGUUUGAGGGGUGGCGGCUUUGGUUUGGACAGGUGAACUAUAACUUGUGGUAUGGACGCGGGGGGCUGAAUGUCAAGCGAUACUACAUCUGGAAAGAAGCCCAAGCCAAAGCCCAGCGCGAGAUCUGGACUGAUCCUAGGGGAUACUACUUCCUCAACAUCAUGGUCGUGCUGCCUUCCGCUCAGGGCAAAGGUGUAGGCGCAAAGAUGAUGAAGGCUGUUACGGACCGGGCUGAUGAGGAGGGUGUGAAGUGUUAUUUGGAGUCUAGUAAGGAUGUGCCGAAUGUAAAGAUUUAUGGUCGGUGGGGGUUCGUGUUUGAGAGGGAGAUGAUUUGUGAUGAUGAAGGGGAUGCGAUUCGGUUGUUUACCAUGACCAAAUGCGACGAGAGGAAACCUGGAUGCGCCCGGUGUGAGGAGAGAGGAAUUCAGUGCCCCGGCUACGCCCUCAAUGUGCGCUGGUCGCGAAAGCACCAAGUCCGCGUCGAUCAAAAAGCCGCAGCUGAAGGCUCACCCAGACAACGAGGACCUCGAGAGUCCGCAUCUCAAACAAGUCCACAGCCCAUCGAAGCCGCUUCGCCAACCUCAAACCAUGUCGACGCUAACGUGCUGCAACACGUGGACCCAUGGCUCGCAAAUCCCUUACAGUGGGAUCUUCCUGCUCUGCCACAGGAGAUGCCCUCCCUUGAUGCUUCGUCGUGCGCUUUGCUUCUUAGCAGCCAGAAUGUGAUUCCUACAACGCCAUUCUGGGAUGCGCCUUUUAUUAGCUCAGCCUGGACUGUUGAUGGCCACAGCCCGACGACGUCGUCAUCUCAAGCUGAGGACCGGGAGAUGGAUCAUCUGUUCCAGAGUGAGAGCUCCGUAGCCAAUGUUCAGGAGAAUAGUAUUCCGCCCCCGUUCGAUAAUACUCAAUCCACGUCAUGUAAACAAUUCUUAGAGAGUAGCCCACGAGAGCUCGCCCAUCUGCCAACAUCACUUUCCGAAUACUUCUUCCGCGAGGUCAUCACGCUCUACUGCGCAUGGGACAGCAAGACAAACGUGAUGCGCAACAUCGUCGAGACAAUGUGGCAGUCCUCCGGCGCCUUAUAUCACACCAUCCAGAGCAUGGCCGCCGCCUGCCUCUCGGAAGACUUUCCGCACCUCCUGCCCGUCGCCCGGAGAGAACACGGCGACGCCCUCAGACUCAUCCGCGACCGACCCUCGGCGCUACCUUUAUCAACCUCAAUGACUACAACACACAAACGGGCCAUGCUUCUCUCAUCAACGCUCCUAGGCCACACAUCAAGCUGGCUUAGCCCCCAGAACCUCGCAACAGACAUGUUCAGAGCAAGCUGCAGCAUGCUCAAAGACGUCUCCGCCGAGACGUGCGGCAGCGACGCAGACGCGAGCUUGUCUUUCUUCAGCGACACCAUGGACUACUGGGCCAUGCUCCUCGCCUACCUGACAGACAGCACCCAACUGGGCGACUACCACCACACCACAUCCAUCGGCCCGGCGGACCCGUCGAAGUCUAUUGAGCCGCACCCUUACUCGGGCAUAUCCCACGCCACUGUCCGACUGCUCACCGACACGGGCAUCCUCAUCUUCCAGUACCGGAAACACAUGGCCUCCGUGAAGUUCCUCACCGAGACGGACCUGGAUGUCUUCCGCGCCGCUCUCCGCUCCGCAAGACAACUCGAGCGCGCGUUUCUUGCGCAUCGUCCGCCGGACCUAUCUCGCGUCACGGAUCCAGGCGAUCCGAAAACUCCGCUGCGGCAUCUGGAGCUUAUCGACGAGGCGUACCGGUGUACCGGUCUCUUACAGCUGUACCGCGUGUUUCCAGAUUUGUUGAAUGAGCGGUAUGCCCCGUGGGACCGGGAGCAGCUCCUACGUCCGAUUCCGCUAUCUGCCGCCGCGGGAUCGGGGUCAGACAGCGACAGGGCCCCCUCGGCGAGAGAGAGGAGGACGUGGUUGACGAAGCUUGCAAUGUACAUCCUCGGUAUCCUGCGAGAUAUACCCUUUGAAUCCCGGACGCGAAGCGCACAGCCUUUCAUCAUGGUGGCUAUCUCGAGCGAGUUGAGGAGGGAGCCGCAACACCUACGGCAGCCUGAUGCUAUGUACGGUGAGGCCGGGGCGGAUGUGUUGGAUAUCGACCCCGCGUCUAUCGAGGUGGCGAGGGCGCGCAAGUUUGUGCGGUCGCGGCUGGCGGCUUAUACGCACAUUUUGCCGCUUCGGAAGAGUCGGGUCAUUUCUGAGUUGAUUGAUCAUACGUGGGCGGCGCUGGAUGCUGGUGAGGAGGAUGUGUAUUGGCUCGAUAUCGCGCGUGAGAAGAAUCUCGGGACGAUGAUGGGCUAA
Colletotrichum costaricense is the source of this 2607-nucleotide messenger RNA. RefSeq lists its product as uncharacterized. Gene Ontology annotation, biological process: regulation of DNA-templated transcription. Lineage: Eukaryota; Fungi; Ascomycota; Sordariomycetes; Glomerellales; Glomerellaceae. The record is from RefSeq and is a predicted model, not a curated record. The coding region runs from base 1 to 2607 and encodes 868 amino acids. The transcript is spliced from 5 exons. Gene Ontology annotation, molecular function: acyltransferase activity, transferring groups other than amino-acyl groups; zinc ion binding; DNA-binding transcription factor activity, RNA polymerase II-specific.